ACUGGCUGCGGCGCUGGAUGGCGCUGGUGGAAAUUUGGGAAUGCGCGGUCAAGAUUUCUCCCGGGUUGAGUUGAGCUCGGACAGGACUCGAGACUGACUGCAUCUGCGUGCGAACAGUAAGAUCAGCCUGGGCUAAGAGAGAAGACACUGCGAAGGCUCAGAGUCGGGGAGCAGGCAGCGGACGGAAGGCGGACAUCUCAGCGUUAGGACAGUGUCAGUGGACCGCACUUCCUCCAACAAACACUGCAACAGUCACACAGCUGGCUUUAACCAGGCCAGCUUGACCCCACUUUACCAUCUCAGGUGUGGGGAGCCAUUUAGUGGCCACAGGCAGGCAUUACUGAGAUCCUCCUGCCUCCUUCGUGAGAAACCGUCACUUGUAUAUUCGCACCUUUUACCAAACCCCAGCAGAUUCCUUCAUUAUACUUUUUGUUUUGUAAUCACUGAACAAACCCUCUCUCAUGGGAGUAACAUAGAGACCAGCCCAACACAGACACUCUCUGCUCUCUUUCUCUCUCGCCUUCACACACACACUCACGCUCACACACACUCACUCGUCUGCACCGUGUUCAGGAUGCCCUCCUCCUCCAGCGUGAUUAGCUGGGGAAGGACGUGGCUCUUGUGGUGAUUGGAGGGGGAGCGGAGCGGAGCUGGACCCAUGUCGUGGAAGCGGAACUACUUUGCUUCAGGCAGCAGCGGGCUGCAGGGGAUGUUUACCCCACGCACCAUGACCUCCAUCGCUCCCAGCAAAGGCCUGAGCAAUGAGCCGGGUCAGAACAGCUGCUUCCUAAACAGCGCACUGCAGGUCCUUUGGCAUCUCGACAUCUUCCGCCGAAGCUUCCGGCAACUGAACACCCACAAGUGCAUGGAGGACUCGUGCAUCUUCUGCGCUCUGAAGAGCAUCUUCGCCCAGUUCCAGUUCAGCAGCGAGAAGGUGCUCCCAUCGGACGCUCUGCGCAGCGCUCUGGCCAAAACCUUCCAAGACGAGCAACGCUUCCAGCUGGGCAUCAUGGACGACGCGGCCGAGUGUUUCGAGAACCUCCUGAUGCGGAUCCACUUCCACAUCUCGGACGAGACCAAGGAGGACAUCUGCACAGCCAAGCAUUGCAUCCCACAUCAGAAGUUUGCCAUGACACUUUUCGAACAGUGUGUUUGUAAUAACUGUGGAGCCACUUCGGAUCCUCUCCCCUUCAUUCAAAUGGUGCACUACAUCUCCACCACCUCUCUCUGCUGCAGUAACCAAGCUGUGCGAAUGCUGGAAUGUAAGGAGAAGCCCACGCCUGACAUGUUUGGAGAGCUUCUCCGCAACGCCAGCACCAUGGGAGACCUACGAAACUGUCCGAGUAACUGUGGCGAGAUGUUGCGGAUUCGCCGGGUUCUCAUGAACUGCCCGGAGAUCAUCAGCAUCGGCCUGGUGUGGGACUCGGAUCACUCUGAUCUUGCCGAAGACGUCAUCCACAGCCUGGGCACGUGCCUGCGGUUGGGUGAUCUGUUCUACCGUGUGACGGAUGAAAGGGCCAAACAAUCGGAGCUCUACCUUGUGGGCAUGGUUUGCUACUACGGCAAGCAUUACUCCACCUUCUUCUUCCAGACCAAGAUACGCAAGUGGAUGUACUUCGAUGACGCACAUGUGAAGGAGAUCGGACCUAAGUGGAAGGAUGUGGUGUCGAGAUGUAUAAAAGGCCACUACCAGCCGCUACUGCUGCUGUACGCUGACCCUCGAGGGACGCCCGUGUCAUCGCAGGACAUGCUGGCAGCACAGCUGGACCUGCACCACAGUAGCAAGGCUGGCUAUGACAGCGAAGACUCCGGGAGGGAGCCCUCAAUUUCAAGUGACACACGCACAGACUCUUCCACAGACAGCUACAGCUACAAGCACUCUCGAUCACACCAUGAGUCCAUGGCCUCCCAUUUCUCUUCUGACUCUCAGGGAACUGUGGUGUGUAAUCAGGACAGCAGCGGUUCCCAGAACAGCAUGGACACUGCAGGGGAGGUUCUUAAAGACCAGGCCACUCCUCUUUGUACGCUGAGACCCUCUUCUACUGGCCAUCUGCAGGACUAUAAAGAGACUGUAAAUAUGAUCCACAGCAGACCCCUCUCAUCAUCCUCUAGCUCAGGGGUGGGCGGCUCGGAGGCUGGGGCGCGGGCGAGGGAUUGGGAAGACGAGAGCACCAGCAGCGAGUCCAAGUCCAGCUCCAGUGGAGGGCGUUAUCGGCCCACAUGGAGACCCAGAAGAGAGGCUCUGAACAUUGACAGCAUCUUCAGCCGGGAAAAGCAUCGGCCGGCCGGCUAUGCCACUCUCGGACCUUCCCCGCUGCCGGAAGACCCGAUGUCACCAGGGCACAGUGAGCUGCUCUCAGGGGCUGCGGCGGAGGGGUCCAACACUGCAGCAGCAGAAAUGGGGGGCAUGACCGAUGGCUCAGGGGGCGUGCCAGAAACGGAAGUGGAACAUCUACCGAUCCCACCACCUUUAAGAGGCGUGGAACAGCAGCCUCGGCUGAUCCAGAGAAUGGAGAGCGGCUACGAAAGUAGUGAGAGGAACAGCAACAGCCCCAUCAGCAUGGAUAUGCCUCUCAGUGACAACCCAAGCACCAGUGCUCACAGGGACAGCGGCAGUAAGAGACCCGUGACUUCUGGGCCCUCCUGGCGCACAGUGCCCAAAUCCAAAAGCAGCAGUGCCAUCCUGCAAGACCUCAAAUCACCCACCUGGAGCAGCAGUCCACUGAGUUUGGGAGAGGGACGCAGCGAGCUGGAUGAAUUGCAAGAGGAAGUUGCUCGCAGAGCCAGGCAGCAGGAGCUCCAGAGGAAGAAGGAGAAGGAGAGAGAAGCAGCACAGGGCUUCAACCCCAGACCCAGCAAGUUCAUGGACCUGGACGAACUUCAGCACCAGGGGAAGGGGGGCAGUUUUGAGCACUGCCUGGCGGAGGCUGACUCUCUCUUAGAGCAGUCGCUGCGCCUGGAGCAGGCUGGGGAUACAGCUACAGCCCUGGCGCUCUCCCACCACGCUGUGUCUAAACUAAGAUUUUCCAUGCAUGAGGGCAGUGCUAACACUCAUAGCAGGACAAUGGCUGCUGACGCCAAGCUGCAAAAAUGCAUGAGGAGAGCGCGGGGCCUACAGCAGCGCAUGCAGCAACAGCAAGAGCAGCAGCAGGAGCCCAACCGCCCACAGGGGCCCACCAGUGAACAGCCUGGCCCGGUCCAAGUAUUGUUGACAGACAAUCAGGAAGAGGUCUGGGAGACCAAUCAGGAUUCUGUGCUUGGCCCACCCUCUCCUCAACACAUGAAACCACCCUCAUCUUGUACAAACUCCCCAUCUCAGCCUUCUAGCCGCCCAUUGCUCAAUCCCAGACCUGCCUCUUCUCAGUCACAGCCCCAAGAGCGCGAUGAACGCAACAAUUGGACAACUCAGAAUGAGGACGAAUGGGGUGGCAUCAGACUAUCAGAUGUUCUCCAAGCUUCAGGCAUUCGCAUCAUGCCCAUACGCAAGCACCUUGCCAUAUCUCUGCCCUCUUUGCCUCUUGAUUUCUGGGGUGUAUUGGGAGAGGAUGAAGAGGUCUCCAGCUGUCAGCACCCUCAAUCUCCACAUCCUCCUUUGUGGCAUGGCACUGCAGAUAGUCCAGACCGGAUUCCCCAAUCCAGCAAUCCCAGUCCACCACCCACCUCUGUCGAUGAGAAAGGGCCAGUGCCCCGAAGAGCCCCCAUAUGGCAACCCCUGUGUGCAUCUUCCCAGCCCUGCACCAAAUUGACUCCCCCUGUUGCUGCUCGACAUUGGUCCUCCUGGAGCCUAGACCGUCCUGAUGCUGUUGUCAACCCCUAUGACACACCUCCUGAUCAGAACCAGCAGACAGGACCUGCCCUCUCACAACACACACCUGGAAGACCCUAUGCACCUCACAGUCCCAUGAGCACCAGGAAAAAGACCAUCCCUAAGUACUCAAACUUCCAGAGCAUGGAGUUGGAACCCACAGAGGCCGAGGACCAGGAACUCUCUGAAUUAGACUCACUUUACCAGGCUAGUCUGCAGGCUGGCCCGGGUCCUGGUCGAGCCCUGCGUGGUACCAACUCACCUGCUGUUCCAAGACCAGUACCCCCUGCUGCACGAAAGCUGCUCACUGGAGUCGGACGCUCUCGGACCCCCACAGCUGAACUUGAGAGAACUGCUUAUGGACCACCAGGUUGUUGCAGCCCUACUGGAUACAUGAACAUGCCCCUGUCGGUGGCCCAUCAAGAGCCUCAGUCAGGAGACGAAGACCAGUAUGAUGCGGAUCACCUGCGCCGUAUUGCUCGCAGCCUGAGUGGGACGGUCAUUGGUCGUCGCCAGAACCGUCUCACCGUCUCCCGAAGCUUUCUGGGGGACGCCGGGGUUAUGUCAUAUCACAACUCCAUGUACUCACCUAGUUGCCUUCAGUUUCCAUUGUCGCAUUCAGACCUCCAUCUGCUCCAACCCAGCUGUCUUCACCUCCUUCCAUCAUCUUCACCCCUGUCUCAGCAGCCUGGGCCUUCCAGAGAGGCCUCAGGUAAAACUCACUCUCGUUUUCCACAUUCAUAACCACCUCUUCCAUUCAGAAGGCCAUUUCACUCUUGUUCCGCAUUCAUGUCUCUGCCAUCGCAUUGCAAUUGAGUCCAGGUGCAGGCCCCCCCCACCCCAUUCGCUUCAUUUUCGUUUCCUGCUGUUAAAGGAGCUCCUCUUUCGUUGUUGCUUUUUUUCUUUGAUUGGUCUGGUUCCUGUCCUUCACACUCCAUCCUACCCCACUGCAGGACGUCUCCAGAGGUUCUCCGAGUUUCUGGCUGUGUUUGACCGGCGUCAAGCUCUCUCCAGUGGGAAGCACUACGGUCCAGCAGUGAGGCGUAUUAGAAGACAUCCUCUCUGAAGUUCUCACCCAACCAAUUGGCUUUGGACCAGGUCCUCCAGCCCUGGAACAUUUCCACAGAUGCGUUCGUUGCCCUGGAUGACCCUUCCGGACACCCUAUCCCAUUCCCUUCACAGUUUUCUGGAGGACUGGAAGGAGAACAUCCAGAGACCUGAUGCCAUCCUCAAUCACCCUGCGCUCUGUAAUGUUUCUGGGAUAAUGCCCUUCAGUUACCCUGCUAUAGUCGGUAAAUCUUUCCAUGCAGAAGCCCCUGAAGCUCGAUCCAUAGCAUGAGGGAAAGAGAGACCGAAACCAACUUUUUUUGUUUAUGAGCACUGGGAUGGCUCGAACCUUUGGGGCUGAGGUGUGUGUGUGUGUGUGACUAACCAAUAGUCAGACCUGCAGCAUGCAAUGAUAGGAGUGUGGGGUCCAGUUAAAGACUCCCACAGUGAGCCAUCCAACCCAGAGCACUUAACUUAAUUAACCCCAACAUUCAAUUAACUGCAGAGGAGAAGCAUACGGUAACUCCUUGCUGCACUAGAUGGUAAAUGUGUGUUUGUGUGUGUGUAUGCGUGUGUGCAUGUGUUGGGUGGUAAAAGGGGAGGGGCUUAUUGUAACCCUACCCUCAUUUGUACUACAGGUCAAAAGUUUGGAAUGAUUCAGAUUUUGUAAUACUUCGAUUUCAAAAAUACAGUAAAAUUGUGAAAUAUUAUUACUAUUCAAAACAUUGUUUUUCAUUUUCAUUUGUUGUUUUUAACAUGGAUAAUAAUAAUAUUAAUAAAUGUUUCUUGAGCACCAAAUCAGCAC
Messenger RNA from Puntigrus tetrazona (Sumatra barb), 5657 nucleotides. RefSeq names its product ubiquitin specific peptidase 54b (gene usp54b). The record is from RefSeq and is a predicted model, not a curated record. Lineage: Eukaryota; Metazoa; Chordata; Actinopteri; Cypriniformes; Cyprinidae. Gene Ontology annotation, biological process: protein deubiquitination. The transcript has 20 exons. Gene Ontology annotation, molecular function: cysteine-type deubiquitinase activity. Bases 659 to 4549 code for a protein of 1296 amino acids.